This is a messenger RNA of Conger conger (European conger), 1006 nucleotides long. It is a transcript of the gene ube2j2, whose product is annotated as ubiquitin-conjugating enzyme E2, J2 (UBC6 homolog, yeast). The record is from RefSeq and is a predicted model, not a curated record. The coding region runs from base 213 to 1001 and encodes 262 amino acids. Lineage: Eukaryota; Metazoa; Chordata; Actinopteri; Anguilliformes; Congridae. The transcript has 7 exons.
AUCACGGGACAUGUAAUCCGGAAACCGUGAGGCUAAACUCCUCCCAACCGCAGAGAAGCCAUAUUGAAAUAGAAAGAGGACGAGCGUCGAUGUAUCACCAUAUCCCUGUUAAACUUACUGUCUGAUUUUCAUACUGCACUCAGUCAACAGACAGAAGGGCUCAUCAUCGCGCUAAUCUACCAAGCCAAUCAUUUCACCAGAGGUGUCAAGAGAUGAGCAGCAACAGUAACAAGAGGGCACCAACCACAGCAACGCAAAGACUAAAGCAGGAUUACCUGCGCAUAAAGAAAGACCCUGUGCCUUAUAUUUGUGCAGAACCUCUUCCGUCCAAUAUUUUGGAAUGGCACUAUGUUGUACGAGGUCCAGAGAAAACCCCCUAUGAAGGUGGUUAUUAUCAUGGAAAGCUCAUUUUCCCACGGGAAUUCCCCUUCAAGCCUCCUAGUAUUUAUAUGAUAACGCCAAACGGAAGAUUUAAAUGUAACACAAGGCUGUGUCUCUCCAUCACGGACUUCCACCCGGACACGUGGAACCCCGCCUGGUCCGUGUCCACCAUCCUCACAGGCCUGCUCAGCUUCAUGGUGGAGAAAGGGCCCACCCUCGGCAGUAUCGAAACCUCAGAUUUUACAAAAAGACAACUAGCUGCCCAGAGCUUGGCUUUCAACUUGAAGGAUAAAGUUUUCUGUGAGCUGUUUCCAGAUGUUGUUGACGAGAUCAAACAGAAGCAGAAACUUCAGGAGGAGCUGAGCACCCGGCCCCAGGCCCUGCCCCUCCCGGACGUGGUGCCCGACGGGGAGGCCCAUCACGCCCAGAACGGCAUCCCCGCCCUCAACGGGCACGCGCCCCUGCCUGGCGGCGCGGGGCCCCACCCCGCCGGCCUCCAGCAGGCCAAUCGCAAUCACGGACUCCUGGGAGGAGCCUUAGCAAACUUGUUCGUCAUCGUGGGCUUUGCGGCCUUCGCCUACACGGUGAAGUACGUCCUGCGGAGCAUAGCGCAGGAAUGAGGGGC